Messenger RNA from Mycotypha africana, 1137 nucleotides. RefSeq names its product diacylglycerol acyltransferase type 2B. Bases 1 to 1137 code for a protein of 378 amino acids. NCBI's taxonomy places the organism in Eukaryota, Fungi, Mucoromycota, Mucoromycetes, Mucorales, Mycotyphaceae. The record is from RefSeq and is a predicted model, not a curated record. Gene Ontology annotation, biological process: triglyceride biosynthetic process. The transcript is spliced from 4 exons. Gene Ontology annotation, molecular function: diacylglycerol O-acyltransferase activity. Gene Ontology annotation, cellular component: endoplasmic reticulum membrane.
AUGACUAUAAAAGAUAACGUUGAAGAGUUAAGCGUUUCGAAUGCAGCGGAACCAGAGGAACAAACAGUGAACCAACAACAAUUACAACAGGAGCAGCAACGAGAAAAACCAGCUUUAUCGAUUCGUUGGGCUCCAGUGUUUGAUAUCCCUUUGGAAAGACGCCUGCAGAUGAUGGCUGUCUGUAUUUGGUUUCUACUGAUGGCUGCCUCCUUUUUAUUUUACACCUACCUCUUUCUUGCCCACAGGUUUCUGUGGCCCCUGUUGGUUGCCUACACCAUCUUUAUUUAUAUGGACAAAGCACCCGAAGCGGGUGGCAGACGUGUCGAUAGUUGCAGGCAUUGGAAACUCUGGAAAUAUUUCGCAGACUACUUUCCAGCAAAACUUAUCAAAGAGCAGGACUUGGAUCCAACCAAAAAAUACAUCUUUGGCUAUCAUCCUCACGGCAUCAUCUCUGUAGGCGCAUGGAUUACUUUUGGAACAGAAGCCACCCAUUACAGCCAGUUAUUUCCAGGCAUUCAGACAAGGCUACUCACUCUCACUUCAAAUUUCCGCAUUCCCUUCUAUCGUGAUUUGAUCCUCAGUUUAGGUCUAGCGUCCGUUUCCAAAAAGUCUUGUGAGACGAUCUUGUCGUCGAAAGAACCAGGGGCUGGAUCGAUUGCCAUUGUGGUGGGAGGAGCAGCAGAAUCAUUGAAUGCACGGCCUGGUGUAGUUGAUUUGGUCCUACGAAAAAGAUUAGGGUUUAUACGACUGGCUAUCAAACACAAAGCAGAUCUUGUUCCUGUGUUCUCUUUUGGAGAGAAUGACAUUUACAAUCAAAUGGAGAACUCAGUAGGUAGUAGACUUUACAAAUUUCAGGAAUGGAUAAAGUCUGUCUUUGGCUUUACAUUGCCUUUGUUUCAUGCUCGAGGCAUUUUUAAUUAUGAUGUUGGAUUGAUACCUUUUCGACACCCUAUUGUCACUGUUGUUGGUAAACCUAUCUCUGCUCCUGAAAUAGAGGGUGCUGACCUAUUCGAGCCUACUACCGAGCAAUUGCUGGAAAUUCAGAGUCGAUAUAUAGCAGAGCUUCAAUCCAUUUAUGACAAGUAUAAGGAUAUUUAUGCAAAAGAUCGUAAGCAUGAACUUCGAAUUAUUGGUUAA